GUUCCAAAAUGCACAGGGAAAAAAAUUUCAACAGCAAAUUCUGUCUCAACUAAAUAAUUUGGGCUAACACUGCGCCUAUCGUGUAACAAACACGCUUAUUAUCGGUUCAUAAGAGUUAAUAACAUUGUCAGAUCUCCAAUUUUUCCUGAAAGCAGCUUCAUUUCAGCCUCACUAGAAAAACAGAGGGACCGGACUGGAGCUCCCCGAAGGAAACACUGUGCUGUUCCCAGCUGUUGUUCCGACGGGUAUUCCUGUUGUUAGAUUGUACAUGAACUGCUGGGCAGUUUGGGGAUGGGGGACUCUUCUCUGUGACCCAGAAGUUGCUGGCCACACAGGGGGCUGAUGGGAAAGUUUUAUCUGUGGCAACGGCCACCUGCUCUACUGAGAUGUCCCCAGAGGGAGUGAAAUGUGGAUAACAUCGUGAUUCACGAGAAUUCUACAUUUUCACCAGGAUAUCCUCACACUGAGCCACAAAGAAACCUGUUCUGGUUUACACAGAAACAGAUUCUCACACUCCAGAUCAGCCUUUGCAAUGCUGAUGCCAGGCCCACUGUGGGUGUGCCUACUUCUGCUGUGGGUGGGUACCUGCAGCGCCCACAGCCAGUUUACCUGUGAGCCAAUCAAAGUGCACCGGUGCUUGGGGAUGCCCUACAACAUGACCUUCUUUCCCAACAUGAUGGAGCACUAUGAUCAGGACAUUGCAGCAAGUAAUAUGGAGCCAUUCAUGCCCCUGGCAAACCUGCGCUGUUCUCCAGCCGUCCACCACUUCUUGUGCCAAGCCUUUAUUCCAGAAUGCACUGAGGAGAAUAUGGUUAUCCGCCCGUGCCGAGAGAAGUGUGAGGCUGUCCUGACCGACUGCAAGGAGAAUAUCCAAAUCUUUGGUAUCACCUGGCCUCCCGAGCUACAGUGCGAGAAAUUGGACCCAUGUAGCUCCCCGGAUGGUUCUGUGCUUCCUGCAACCACACCAAUCUUCUCCUCAUCAGUUAAGAGGGACCUGGGCUUCUGGUGCCCUCUGCAGCUAAAGACCAAGCCGGGCCAUGGAUCGUCAUUCCUGGGUGCCGAGGACUGUGCUCCACCUUGCUCUAACAUGUACUUCAAGCCCCAUGACAUUGAAUUUGCCAAGAGCUUCAUCGGCGUGUGCUCCAUCAUCUGCUUGGGAGCCACCCUUUUCACUUUCCUCACUUUCCUCAUUGACGUCAAACGUUUCCGCUACCCCGAGCGCCCCAUAAUCUUCUACGCAGUCUGCUACAGCUUUGUCUCACUCAUAUACUUCAUUGGUUUCCUUCUGGGAAACAAUGCAGCCUGCACCAAAGCCUCCCAUCCUACAGGUGUGACCACAGUGGUGCUUGGCUCACAGAGCAAAGGCUGUACUGUGCUUUUUAUGCUCCUCUACUUCUUCUCCAUUGCUGGUAUUGUCUGGUGGGUCAUACUCACUAUCACCUGGUUCCUGGCAGCUGGACCCAAGUGGAGCUGUGAGGCCAUAGAGAAAAAAGCGGUGUGGUUUCACUCUGCGGCCUGGGGAAUCCCCGGGGCACUAACUGUCAUGCUGCUCGCUCUGAACAAGGUUGAAGGGGACAACAUCAGCGGUGUUUGCUUUGUGGGACUCUAUGACCUGGAUGCCUUGCGCUACUUUGUUCUGGCUCCUCUGUGUGUGGGUGUCAUAGUUGGCCUCUUCCUCCUCCUGGCAGGCAUCGUUUCUCUCAACCACGUCCGGCAGGUCAUUCAACACGAUGAGCGCAACCAGGAGAAGCUGAAGAAGUUCAUGAUCCGCAUCGGAGUGUUCAGCUGCCUUUACCUGCUUCCGCUGGUCACCCUGUUAGCCUGCUAUACCUACGAACAAAGUCAUCGCACCACCUGGGAGAACACCUGGAUCAAUGACCGCUGUCAGGAGUACAGCAUCCCCUGUUCCUACAAGACAACAGAGCACGGCCGUCCUGACCUCUCUUUGUUUUUGGUGAAAUACCUGAUGACGCUGAUAGUUGGAAUAUCUGCAGUGUUCUGGGUCAGCAGCAAAAAGACAUGCUCCGAGUGGGCCUACUUCUUCAACAGGACCCGCAAAAGAGAUCCCAUCAGUGAGAGCCGCCGGGUGCUCCAGGAGUCCUGUGAGUUCUUCCUCAAGCACAACAGCCAUGUCCAGCACAAGAAGAAGCACCACAAGCCCAGCUCCCACAAACUCAAGGUCAUCUCCAAGUCCAUGGGCACGAGCACAGGCGCUGUAAUGACCAAUGCCUCCACUGCUCCCACCACUACUAAUCAAGGCACCUCUGCACUGGGCAAUCAUGAACCCCACAUGCAAGGUUCUCUGUCUGAGGUCUCUGCCAGGGAACACCUGGACAGGGGCCGUGCCAGUCAAAGCUCCAGGAGGGGGGAGCAGGACAGAGAGAGGGAGGGGGGUGAGAGGCGCAGCAGAGGUGGUAGCUCCAAUAAGAUCAGCAGCUGCUCAGAGAGCACACACAGAGUCCCAGAUGGAAGGAUGAGUCCGAGGAACGAGCUGUCAGAGGCCAAGCAGCUGCCCAGUGGAGAGCAACAUCCAGCUUUAAACCUAUCACACAGCAGCAGCAUCCAAGACUCCACCCACCAGCUGGUGCACCAGGUGCCUGAGGAGAGCAAGGACACAAAGGGCAGCGACUGCUAAGAUAUCUGCCCCUAAAGUUUGUGUCUGUCCAACCAUCCAUCCAGCCAUGCUUGAUACCACUGAGAAAACAGUCACAGUUGAUGCUGACUGACAUACCCAUUUGUUUGUCUUAUCAUACAGUGAACAAAAUUAUAAAUGCAACACUUUUGUGUU
Molecule: messenger RNA, 2788 nt
Organism: Monopterus albus (swamp eel)
Lineage: Eukaryota; Metazoa; Chordata; Actinopteri; Synbranchiformes; Synbranchidae
Gene: fzd6
Product: frizzled class receptor 6
Exons: 8
Coding region: 533-2635 (700 amino acids)
Biological process (GO): canonical Wnt signaling pathway; non-canonical Wnt signaling pathway
Cellular component (GO): plasma membrane
Molecular function (GO): Wnt receptor activity; Wnt-protein binding
Source: RefSeq, a predicted model, not a curated record